AUGUCCGACGAGAACGGAGGCCCCCGAAGCCCGAUUACGCCGGUUACGGCGGCGAGCAAUAUCAGCAGGAAGCAGACCGUGUCCUCCCCCGGCGCGACACCAUCACCAGCACCCUCCGGCCAUUCCAUCAAACGCGCCGUGACUGUCGAUGAGUCCUCGCAACUGCGGCGCCGGACGCCGUUUGGCCAGUUUCCAACAGAGACAUCCUUCAUCGAGAGAGCUGGUCUGCAUCGGAGGAGAAGUUCAACACUUUCAGAUUAUAGCUUUGGAGAGGCGAGAGACCUGCUGAACCCAAAACCGACGGGCGUGCCGCCGCCAUCAUCCGACGACAUGUCAAAUUGGGCUUCAAUCCCUCUAGCCUUUGCUCUCCUCCCGGCCGUUGGUGGUCUUUUGUUUAAUAAUGGCAGCGCUGUCGUGACGGAUAUAAUGCUUUUAGGCUUGUCGGCCGUGUUUCUGCACUGGUCUGUGACACAUCCAUGGAACUGGUACCAUUCGGCACAGGCAGUGCGCGUUCGGGCAGAGGUCAGCACCAGUGCGGUCAUCGACGACGAAAGCGAGAACGAACAGGCCGUAGGGAGCCCUUCGUCGACGGCGUCUACCUUGAACGGUCAUGCAGUCAACGGAAGCCUUGACGAUGCGUCCGAGGUCCCCACCACACCCACGUCGUCGGUACAGGAACCGGCGCUCAAGGUUCCUCAAAAUGUGAAGAAGGAUGACGCACUGGCCGAGCUCUGGGUACAUGAGAUCUUGGCUUUGGUAUCAUGCUUCAUGUUCCCCAUGCUGGGUGCAUAUCUUCUGCAUGCCAUUCGCGCGCAGCUGAGCCGUCCCUCCGAGGGGCUGGUAUCCAACUACAACCUGACCAUCUUUCUGCUUGCUGCAGAGCUCCGCCCGCUGUCACACAUGAUGAAGCUAGUUCAGUGCCGGACGCUUCAGCUGCAGCGAGACGUCCACGCAAACCCGUUCAAAGAGGAGGCUGUUACGCCGGACCAAGUCAGGGUAUUGAUGGCCAGGCUAGAAUUACUAGAAUCACGACCGGAGCCGACGCCGAUCAAGCAGAAUGGUAACUCGGACACUUCCAAAAUCAAGCAAGAGGCCUCCAUUGCUCGCGAUGUUCGCAACGCCAUCCAGCCUGAUCUUGACGCUCUGAAUCGAGCAGUGCGACGGUAUGAGAAGAAAGCUACGGUCCUCGCCUUUCAAACCGAAUCGCGCUUUGCGGCUGUUGACACGCGGUUGAACGACGCCAUCGCACUUGCAGCUGCCGCGGCCAAAAACAGCGCCGCGCGGCCGGGAUUCUUGCAGUGGCUGGUAGAGUCAGUCUGGGCCAUCAUCACAAUGCCAUUCUUUGCGGUGGUGGCGUUGCUGGUCUUGCCCUUCAAGACGGUCCGUGGGCUUCUGAAGCGUAAGAAGAAGCAGUUGCCGGAACGGAGCUCGAGGUCGGGCCGCAAUGGAAAGACGGUGGGCCACAGAAUGGCGACAGACCGACCCCCGAGUCGAGUUUCGAAGCGAUGA
Colletotrichum siamense is the source of this 1509-nucleotide messenger RNA. RefSeq lists its product as uncharacterized. The transcript is spliced from 2 exons. The record is from RefSeq and is a predicted model, not a curated record. The coding region runs from base 1 to 1509 and encodes 502 amino acids. Lineage: Eukaryota; Fungi; Ascomycota; Sordariomycetes; Glomerellales; Glomerellaceae.